This is a messenger RNA of Cololabis saira (Pacific saury), 2106 nucleotides long. RefSeq lists its product as uncharacterized. Bases 31 to 2106 code for a protein of 691 amino acids. Gene Ontology annotation, molecular function: ubiquitin-protein transferase activity. The record is from RefSeq and is a predicted model, not a curated record. The transcript has 3 exons. NCBI's taxonomy places the organism in Eukaryota, Metazoa, Chordata, Actinopteri, Beloniformes, Belonidae.
GUCCCAUUGUUUAUUCUACUCCACAGAUCCAUGAUGGCAGAGAAACUUUUGGAAAUUGUGACUUUCCUGAGAGGUCGAGGUGUCUCAGAGGAAACAAUCAAUUGCAUUGAAGAGCAAAAGAUUGACAGAGAGGUCAUCCUGCAAAUGGAAGAUGUUCAACUGGCAAAAUAUCUUCCAUCAUACGGAGACAGGAUUGCUUUGUUCAACUUUUGCAAGCAUCAAACAUACUCAAUGAAGCGAAAGCAGGGACUUUUUGAAAAGCUAAGGGAGAAGCUACAACUUAGAAAGGAAAACCAAACAAGGGAGGAGGAGCCAGAAACCUCCAACAAAACCAAAAAAGCUAAGGCAAAAACGUCCACAAGAAAUAUUGAAAUAGGAUGGGUACACACUGAUGGCAAAAUAACAAAACAGAUCAGAGCAAAGCAAGGUGGGGGAACAAGAAAGAUCUCAGUUAACAUUCAGUCAGGAUAUCAUGAGAUACUAAAACAAGGAAAGUCACUAUUCUUUCCAGAUGGAGAAUCCAGCAAAGGUCACGAAUCUGAUUUUGAAUUUGAUGUUUGGGAUUUCAAGCAAAAUCCUUUUCCCAAGGAUGUCUCCAUUGACAUGAUUUACGACACUGUUAAACUGCCACUUCUGCGCUUCUACGUAUCAACUCAACCAAAAUCAGUGCUAAGUGAAGAGUCUGAUUAUCAUAACCUUAGCAAUGCUGAUUGUGUGUCAGAGCCAGAUAAUGAACAAUCAGUGGACCAAAAUUAUCAGCAGGAUUCCAAAGAUGAGCCCCAUGACUUCCUUCCAGAGGUGUUCAUUGUUUCUGAAGAAGUCCUCACAGAUUCUUCAGUAACCAGAGAAACCCCUGCAAGCUCAAGUCAAGAAACAGUAGCACUUGUCAUCAGUGAUCCCAUGGCUUUUUCUGUGGACAAGAACUAUGCUAUUUUACAGGACGACUCUGAUCCUGAGAUCAUUUUUGGUGCACAGCAAACAGUGAACGAUGACUUCAGUGACCUCAGUGACACACUGAUCUAUGAACCUGAUGAGUUACCUGAAAAUCCUCUUAAUAUUUUGCCUGAAACAAUUUUGGUCUUGCAUCACUCAAACAGUUUCAUCGAAAUGAUAGAUGCAUUUUCUGACCCAGAGAUCUUGAACAAAACACUGAAAGUCAGACGUCUACUUCCUGACAACUCAGUAGAGAAGGGUAGCGGAUCUGGUGUAAUCAGAGAUGUCUACAGUAGCUUCUGGGCAGAGUUUUAUGAACGUUGUACUCUUGGAACAACUUUGAAAGUGCCCUUUCUCAGGCAUGAUUUCUGUGCUGCUACAUGGAAAGCAAUUGGGAGAAUUCUUCUGAAAGGAUUUCAAGAUUGCAAGUACUUGCCAAUCAAACUUGCCCCUCCUUUUCUUGAGGAAAUGCUUUAUGGGGCAGUGCACAGUGACCUGAAGACAAGCUUUCUUCAGUUUGUGAGUUCACAAGAACAAGAUGUCCUAAAGACUGCAUUGGAUGAUUUUAGCUCUGUUGAUGACGAUGACCUCCUUGAAGUGCUUGACAGAUAUGAAUGUAGGAAGAGGGUCACUGCUGCUAAUCUUCCAGAAAUCUUGAAGGAAAUAUCUCACAAGGAACUUGUGCAGAAACCAAUGUUCGUCAUUGACUGCUGGAGGGAGAUCACACAGCCACAGAUUCAUCUCAACUCUGGGGAACUGACCAAAAUGUACAGUGACCUCAAACCCACCCCAAAGAAAGUAGCAGGAAUAUUAAACUUUCCUACAGGGAUGACAUCCAAGCAGGCAGAGGUGGCACAGCACCUUAAAAGAUACGUCAGGGAACUUACUGAGGAAAAGCUUGGGAGAUUUUUGAGGUUCUGCACCGGAUCAGAUUUGUUGGUAUCUAUGGUUAUUAAGGUUGAGUUUACCAUUCAGACCAGUUUCACAAGAAGGCCAAUUGCACAUACAUGUGGGAUGGUUUUAGAACUGUUGGACAGCUAUGAUCAUUUCCCUGACUUCCGAACUUCCUGGGUAACAUGGAAGCGGGCGGUACGAGGAAAAUCAGACCUCAUAACGGGUCUUCAGAAGCCUGUGGGUCACGUAACUGAUGCUCUGGUCAAACUCCAGUCGUAG